UAUUUCGUGUCGCGGAUGUAGCCGCUCCACUCCCCGCCGAGCCUGUUUGUUCAGAUUCCUCCGCGGCUGGUAAAGCGCGCCCGCUGAAGAGGAAGCGACCGCGCGACUUCAGAGGAAACACGCUCUCGGUGUGCGCGUGCGAGCGGUGCUUCAAACAAUAGAAGGUGAAGAUUUGUCAGUGCAGAGAUGUCCGGUGGUGUGAUCCGCGGCCCUGCUGGAAGCAACGAUUGCCGCAUCUAUGUGGGAAACCUGCCGCCCGAUAUUCGCACCAAAGAUGUCGAAGAUGUGUUUUAUAAGUACGGAGCCAUCCGAGACAUCGAUCUGAAAAACCGACGAGGCGGACCUCCAUUCGCCUUUGUCGAGUUUGAAGACCCCAGAGAUGCAGAGGAUGCUGUUUAUGCUCGUGAUGGCUAUGACUAUGAUGGCUAUCGACUUCGAGUGGAAUUUCCUAGGAGUGGACGAGGAAUGGGCAGAGGAGGUUUUGGUGGGGGUGGUGGAGGCGGUGGCGGCGGAGGAGGAGGUGGUGGUGGGGCUCCUAGAGGUAGAUAUGGACCCCCAUCCAGACGUUCAGAGUACAGAGUAAUUGUUUCAGGACUUCCACCAAGCGGCAGCUGGCAGGAUCUGAAGGAUCACAUGCGUGAAGCAGGUGAUGUAUGUUACGCUGACGUUUUCCGAGAUGGAACUGGUGUGGUGGAGUUUGUUCGCAAAGAGGACAUGACCUACGCCGUUCGCAAACUGGAUAACACAAAAUUCCGGUCCCAUGAGGGAGAAACUGCGUACAUCCGCGUAAAGGUGGACGGACCCCGCAGUCCAAGCUAUGGAAGAUCAAGGUCAAGGAGCCGCAGUCGCAGCAGGAGUCGCAGCCGCAGCAACAACCGUAGCCGAAGCUACUCUCCACGCCGCAGCCGAGGAUCCCCGCAGUACUCGCCACGUCAUAGCCGUUCCCGCUCUCGCUCCUAAAGCGCUCCACUCUUCACCUCAUUGGUGGAGCCCUUGAGUCGUUUUUGUUUUACAGUCUUUACAAAUCACGAACCCCAUGUUUUAAUCACCCCCUGUUUCGUGAGACAGUUGAUCUUAUGAAUGUUGUCUUUUUUUUUUUUUUCCCCUCCCUCUUACUGUUAGUUUUAAACAUGCGUUUUUAACUGAACCCAUUUUGUUUUUCCCCCCCAUCCAUUUUUUUUUUCAAUACAUAGUGGAAGUCUUUCAUAGAUCAGAUCAAGGAUUAUGUAAUGACUCCCAAAUAUUUUUGUAAAUGCCAUGUAUGAAAGUUAAUCAUGGGAUAGUGGGUUCCACAGUUGUUUUAUGCUGUCUUCCUCUAGACGUGACACAGAUCUGAUGCUUUGUAAUAAAGGAUUACUAAAUCUAUACUUUGUUUCGUAAAAGGGUGAAUUUGAGCACUAGAACAAUCCUCCAUUACUAAUAAAUACUGUUCUCUGCCUUCAGGGCAUUAAUUGGGUAACUGCAAAAUUUAGAUUACCAGGUGGCAGCUUUUUACUAUUUCAUUUUAGAGAUGUACUUUUCAAUCAUAGCUGAGGUUGUGUCCAAAGACUUAAGUGUCCAACAGCAUAUUUGAAUCGGUCUUAGUGUUAGGUCAUUAGUCUUAAUUUUAGUUUUGGCCUUAAUGCUGUAUGCAUGUAUCAAAGAAGGCAGGUUUGAGUGGAUUUGAUUCUAACUCUUUACCUCCUUUGUUUUGAUUUUGCUGGUAUCUUAAGGUUUGGAUUGGAGGAGAGGCUCAGUGGAUGCCGGAUCAUUGGGAUCAGUACAUAAUGAAGAUAGGAUAGGGAAUGCUGGAUACAUGGAACAGGAUCAACUGCUCCAGGAUCAUAGGAUUUUUAAGACCACAGUUCAAAAGUACUUCUCCAGCCCAUAAUUUUUAUUUUUUAUUUUUUCUUUACCUCAGUGGAAAAUGUAGAUGUUUUGGCCCGUCACAUUUUUAACAGAGGAGCAGAUGUUGGAGCAGUCUGUGGGGAUGGAAUCAACAGGAACAGAAUGGUAAAAUGAAAGAAAUACAUUUGGGAUGGGGGGUAUACUCAGGCAUUUUUAGAUUUACACUGUCCCAAUGUGGACAGUAGAUGUUUUAACAUCACUAGCAUUUUGUUUCUUUCUAGUUAAGUACUUUUUUUUCUUUUCUUGCCUAAAUAAAGGUUUCAUUGGUACAAAAA
Messenger RNA from Danio rerio (zebrafish), 2162 nucleotides. NCBI's taxonomy places the organism in Eukaryota, Metazoa, Chordata, Actinopteri, Cypriniformes, Danionidae. The record is from RefSeq and is a predicted model, not a curated record.